AUGGGGGAGUCCGUAGAGACAGAACGCAAAUUGGUGGUUUCCUGGGCUGGGGGAGAGGAAGCUGGGAAUUGGAAACGGCGGCGCCCUGUGAACCUGAAGCCUGUGCCCCCGGACCCGGUGCCCCCGGACCCCGUAACCCCACACCCUGUACCCCCGGACCCUGUGCCCCCGGACCCCGUAUCCCCGCACCCUGUGCCCCCGGACCCUGUACCCCCAGACCCUGUACCCCUGGACCCUGUGACCCCGGACCCUGGACCCCUGGACCCCAUACGCCUGGACCCCAUACCCCCACACCCUGUGCCCCCGGACCCUGUACCCCUGGACCCUGUGCCCCCGGACCCCAUACGCCUGGACCCCGUACCCCCGGACCGUGUGUCCCUGGACCCUGUACCCCCGGACCCCGUACCCCUGGACCCUGUGCCCCCGGACCCCAUACGCCUGGACCCCGUACCCCCGGACCGUGUGUCCCUGGACCCUGUACCCCCGGACCCCGUACCCCCGGACCCUGUACCCCCAGACCCUGUACCCCUGCACCCUGUGCCCCCAGACCCUGUACCCCCGGACCCUGUACCCCUGCACCCUGUACCCCCGGACCCCGUGCCCCCGGACCCUGUGCCCCUGGACCCCGUGCCCCCGGACCCCGGACCCCCGGACCCUGUGUCCCUGGACCCCGUACCCCCGGACCCCGUACCCCCGGACCGUGUGUCCCUGGACCCUGUACCCCCGGACCCCGUACCCCCGGACCCUGUACCCCCAGACACUGUACCCCUGCACCCUGUGACCCCGGACCCUGUACCCCCGGACCCUGUACCCCUGCACCCUGUGCCCCCGGACCCUGUACCCCUGCACCCUGUACCCCCGGACCCUGUGCCCCCGGACCCUGUACCCCUGGACCCCGUGCCCCCGGACCCCGUACCCCCGGACCGUGUGUCCCUGGACCCUGUACCCCCGGACCCCGUACCCCCGGACCCUGUACCCCCAGACACUGUACCCCUGCACCCUGUGACCCAGGACCCUGUACCCCUGCACCCUGUGCCCCCGGACCCUGUACCCCUGCACCCUGUACCCCCGGAACCUGUGCCCCCGGACCCUGUACCCCCGGACCCUGUGUCCCUGGACCCCGUACCACCGGACCCCGUGCCCCCGGACCCCGUGCCCCCAGACCUUGGGAUGCCGGCAGCCGAGGAGGCGGGGCGCAGGGCCACUGCGGGGGCCGCUUGGGAAGCAGCUGGGAGAGGCGCGGCUGCGGGGCCCGCUGCUGGCUUCUCCCCAGGAGAAAACCCCUCUCCCCGAGGCCUGGCCUCUGCGACUGGGGCCCACUACUCUGGUGACCUCCACGCCAACGGACGUGACCGUGACCCGGGCAUCCGGGGUCGUCCGUGA
This is a messenger RNA of Balaenoptera musculus (blue whale), 1383 nucleotides long. RefSeq names its product vegetative cell wall protein gp1-like. NCBI's taxonomy places the organism in Eukaryota, Metazoa, Chordata, Mammalia, Artiodactyla, Balaenopteridae. The transcript is spliced from 3 exons. The record is from RefSeq and is a predicted model, not a curated record. Bases 1 to 1383 code for a protein of 460 amino acids.